Messenger RNA from Amphiprion ocellaris (clown anemonefish), 2054 nucleotides. It is a transcript of the gene stip1, whose product is annotated as stress-induced phosphoprotein 1. Bases 116 to 1747 code for a protein of 543 amino acids. Gene Ontology annotation, molecular function: Hsp90 protein binding. NCBI's taxonomy places the organism in Eukaryota, Metazoa, Chordata, Actinopteri, Pomacentridae. The record is from RefSeq and is a predicted model, not a curated record. The transcript has 14 exons.
CACAUCUGAAGGCAGAUUACGGAUUGUCUACAGCCCAAACUGGCAACCUGCAUGCUGUUCACAGGGGGAGGCGCUAGUCCGCCGUAGUUUCUGGAAGGAACCUCAUGCUUGCACCAUGGAGAAAGUCUCAGCAUUGAAAGAUCAGGGCAACAAGGCCCUGAGUGCAGGAAAUAUCGACGAGGCUGUACGCUGCUACACCGAAGCCUUGGCUCUUGACCCAUCGAACCAUGUCCUGUUCAGUAACCGCUCAGCUGCCUAUGCCAAGAAAGGCAACUAUGAGAAUGCUCUCCAGGAUGCCUGUCAGACUAUCAAGAUCAAACCUGACUGGGGCAAGGGCUACUCUCGCAAAGCUGCAGCAUUGGAGUUUCUCGGCCGGUUGGAGGACGCUAGAACAACUUACCACGAGGGACUCCGACAAGAGCCAAGUAAUCAGCAGCUAAAGGAGGGCUUACAGAACAUCGAGGCCCGACUUGCAGAGAAAACAAUGAUGAACCCCUUCGCUAUGCCCAACUUGUAUCAGAAGCUGGAAAGUGAUCCUCGGACUCGUGAGCUGUUGUCAGAUCCCAGCUACAAAGAACUGCUGGAGCAGCUCAGGAACAAACCAUCUGAGCUUGGCACGAAGCUGCAGGAUCCCAGAGUGAUGACUACACUCUCUGUGCUGCUGGGACUAAACCUCUCUGAGAUGGAGGAAGAAGAGGAGCCCACUCCUCCUCCUCCUCCUCCCAAACCCAAGGAGACUCAGCCACCUCCUCCCAAAGAGGAAGACCUGCCUGAAAACAAGAGAAAGGCCUUGAAGGAAAAAGAACUUGGGAAUGCUGCAUAUAAGAAUAAGGACUUUGAAACAGCGCUGAAACAUUAUGAAGAAGCAAUUAAACAUGACCCUACCAACAUGACUUACAUAUCUAAUCAAGCAGCUGUGCAUUUCGAGAAGGGAGAUUUUGAGAAGUGCCGAGAGCUGUGUGAGAAGGCCAUUGAUGUUGGCAGAGAGAACCGAGAAGACUACAGACAAAUUGCAAAGGCCCUGGCUCGAAUUGGGAACUCAUACUUCAAGCAGGAAAAAUACAAGGAGGCAGUUCAGUAUUUCAACAAGAGUUUGACGGAGCACCGCACUCCUGAUGUUUUGAAGAGGUGUCAACAGGCAGAGAAGAUCUUGAAAGAGCAGGAGAAACUAGCCUACAUCAACCCGGAGUUGGCGCUGGAAGAGAAGAACAAGGGCAACGAUGCCUUCCAGAAAGGAGACUACCCCUUAGCCAUGAAACAUUACACCGAGGCCAUCAAGAGAAAUCCCAAUGAUGCCAAACUGUUCAGUAACAGAGCAGCCUGCUACACAAAGCUGUUGGAGUUUCAGCUUGCCCUGAAGGAUUGUGAAGAGUGCAUCAAACUUGAGCCCAGCUUCAUAAAAGGCUACACACGCAAAGGAGCUGCUUUGGAGGCCAUGAAGGAUUAUUCUAAAGCUAUGGAUGUGUACCAGAAGGCUCUUGAGCUGGACUCUUCCUCAAAGGAAGCCACAGAAGGCCUGCAGCGCUGUAUGGUCAGUCAGGCCAUGAGGAAUGACAGCCCUGAAGAGGUGAAGAAACGAGCCAUGGCUGAUCCUGAGGUGCAGCAGAUUAUGAGUGAUCCCGCCAUGCGCAUGAUCCUUGAGCAAAUGCAAAAGGACCCACAGGCACUUAGCGACCACUUAAAGAAUCCAGUUAUUGCUCAGAAGAUACAGAAACUCAUUGAUGUUGGACUGAUAGCCAUUCGCUGAUGACAGACAAGAGCCACGUGUGAAGAAACUCCAAGACAACCGUGGAACAACGCACAGAUCCCUCCAAAAUAAUACAUACUCUUUUCUUGCCUUCAGAUUCAAAAUUAUAUUGUUUGUCUCACUGAGACUUUGUGUGUAUGUUUAUGUUUUUUUUUUUUAAAUCAGUUUCACAACUUUUACAUUGUAUUUAAGAAAGCAUCUUGUAUGUAAUCUGGACAUCUUAAGGACUCUGGAUAAUUUCAUCUGAAAAAAUUCAUGUGUACAGAUGCUGAAAUACAUCUUAAAAUAAACAUCACAAUGCAGUGCA